AUGGCCGAUAAAACUGAUACCAGGUUGGCAGGCCUGACGGAGGAUGAUGUUGACCUGCAUCCGUCCAAGCUGUGCAAGCCGUGGUGCGAUAGCAUGUGCAUUCCCCCCCUUUCGAUCGUUUCUUUUCGUAAGACGUGCGCGGCUGCUUGCCACCGGUACAUCCGGACCUCGGCGGUAAUGCCUUACGGCAACUAG
Pyricularia oryzae 70-15 is the source of this 195-nucleotide messenger RNA. RefSeq lists its product as uncharacterized. Lineage: Eukaryota; Fungi; Ascomycota; Sordariomycetes; Magnaporthales; Pyriculariaceae. The transcript has 2 exons. The coding region runs from base 1 to 195 and encodes 64 amino acids. The record is from RefSeq and is a predicted model, not a curated record.